AUGAUCGAGCCUUUAGCAGCAGCUGUAGUAAACAGUUUUUUGCUGCGUACACCUGCUGGCCGUGCCUCUGCAUUUAGGCCUUCUUUAGAACACAUGGGUCGGCCCAUACGCCGUCCCUUAUUACGCGACUUUUUUACACCAACCACGAGACAAUGGAAAGGCAAAGAGAAAGCCGUGGAGCAGGAUGUAGAAUAUGCUCAGUGUGCCGAGUGUGCCGAAUGGCUCUUGGGAGGAACACAUGAUUCAUGCUGCGUCAUGAGACAUUCUGUCUGGUGUCCAAGACGAAAUCGUAUGUUCACGACCAAUGACGGGGUGCCCCGUCGACCUCAAACAUCCAAUCAUUCUGCAAGUCUUCCAAAUGUCCGACGCUAUUCGUCAUCUCUUCCGUCGUGUUCAAAUUCACCACAACCCAAUCAUCUCUCUACGGCCUUGUCCUCACCGGCCCCUGAAUCACUGGACGUCAUAACUUCUCCUUUGAACCAUUUCCAGUCCCUCCUGCAAGAAAACUACCCAUUUAACCUGGAUGAUGCAUGGAAUGCUUACCAGAUGCUCAUUGACUCUGACGAUAACCAACAUCUGGAACCGUUAGAUGUCUUAAACUUUACCCAAAAGCUAUCUGCUGCUACAGAGGCAGGUAGCGAGGACAAUGGUGGUGUUUCGUAUUUUCGCGAGUGGGGCACACGACUUGCCGCGCUGAAUCAGCGGAUGGAGUCCAUGUUCGAGAAGCAUUCAAGCGAAGAUAUUACGAGGUUGAAACUCGUUGCGAGAGCCUCGGCAUAUUUAGGAGAUCUGGACCAUGCAAUCAUUGCCGCCCACGAACUUUCGGAUCUACUUGUUGACGGACGGAGAGAGGACUUGUUGGAUAUUUAUGAAACCCUUAUCCGGUCAAUGGCGCUUCAUCGAGACAGCGAGCACGUUCUGGAUUUUGUUCUUGCAGAAUGGGCCAAUAUCGGCGCCCAUCUUUUGCCACUCUCUACUCGCUUGCAGCUUUGGAAAACCGCCAUAAAAGUAUCAUCGUUCCAAGAUACGAUUUACUCGGCUUUGGCCCACAUACCGGAUGCUGCAUCUCUAUUGGCAAAGCGACGACACUGGGAUAUGGAGACGCGGCAGCGUAUGUCGGUCCUGCUGCUGGACGUUUUUUGCUGGGAAGCCCUGGCAGAGGAUGCGUAUACAUUGUUGAAAGAAAUGCGCGCGCAGGAGCUAUCCAUACGAAUUGACCUGCAAUUACAUGUGGUCCGCUCGCUUGUUCGCGCCGACUCUUUCAUUCGCGCCAAUGAGCUGUACAGAACCAUAUCGGACUCGACAAACGCCCGGCAUAAAUUUUUCAUCUCUACUGGGAUGUUCCUCGCUUCACAUCAGGGCGACAUUGACCGCGCCGAUGAGUAUUAUACCCAACUCUGCACAGCGCAGUGGGUUACGCCGCAGGAUAAAGCCACCCUCAUGCAUGCGUAUGCAGUUGCCGGACAAGUGGGCAAAGUUGUCGAACUAUUUCACGAGUUCUUCCCUGACCCGGAGAAUUUACGGCUCACAGCAAAGCCUUCAAUUGUGCACUACACCAUCGUGGUGUACGCACAUGCAGAGCGCGCGGAUUACGACGGGCUCAAUUUUUGGCUCCAGGCCAUGUCGAAAGCUGGACUAGUUCCGGAUAUCUAUGUCUACAGUAUCAUCCUCAAAAGCUUUGCUACGCGUGGAGAAGUAGAGUCCGUCUCCGCCGUUUUGGACCAGAUGCGCGCUGCCAAGAUCAUGCCCACUCGUGUCUUGUACACAACUGUCAUUGCUCUUCUCGCACAUAGGAGGGACCCUGUAUCAGCGGAAGCCGUGUACAAACGUGCGUUACGUGAAGGGAUAGCUCCUGACCGCAAGAUGGUCACUUCUCUCAUGAAUGCACACGUGGAAGCUGGUUCUUGGCCGGGAGUAGUGCGCGUUUUCGACUACCUAAAAUCCUCUCGAAACCCUCGCCUUCGGCUUUCGGUAGAAGUCUACAACACUCUCUUAAAGGCUUACGUCCUUAUCGGUGCCCCUUUUCAUGUCGUCUCUGGCAUAUUUCGCAAGCUCGAGGCUAUGGGCGUGCAGCCAAAUGGACGGAUGUAUACUCUUAUCAUCCAGUCGGCCUGCGAUGCAGGAUACAUGAACAUCGCCAACAAGAUUUACGCCGAAAUGCAGGCAGCCUCAAAAGACUGGCAGACAACCUACCGUGUUGACGCCUACGUGUCAACGAUCGUCAUGGCUGGUCAUUUGCGGCUGGGUGACAAGCGUAGUGCCAAGGCUGCUUAUGACGACAUGUGCGAACGAGGCAUUCAACCUACAUCUGCCACAUUCCAUCAUAUCCUCCGCGCUUAUGGUAACGAGAAGACUAAAGAAAGCUUCCAAAUUGCAGAAGGCUUCUUGAAGACCAUCAUGGUUGGUGAGUCUUCGGCGUCGUGGAUCCCUCCACAGACUCGCGCAGCUGCGCUUGAGCACGUCUACGGUCCACUCAUGCUCGCGUAUACGAAAAACGAUGAACCGGAGGAGGUGGAGCGGUUGUUCCAAUCCAUGUUGGAUGCAGGUGGAGAACCUUCGUUGGGCAGCUUGACAGUGCUCCUCGACGCCUACCGUCGCUCUGGUGACAUCGAAGCCACCCAUGGUCUUUGGCCACAAAUAUGGCAACUCGCAUUACGUUUUUCGAAGGUGGAUUCUCUCUUCGAAGGAGAAGCUGACAACCCCUCCGACCCCACGAAACGUCAGGGCAAUCUUCUCUGUGUCCCCCUAUCCAUAUAUAUUGAUGCACUUUCUGCGGCUGGGGAACACUUCGUGAUUGCCGAGAUGUGGGGGAAAGCGAGAUCUCAUGGCUUUAGCUUCGAUUCACAUAAUUGGAACCAUUUAGCGGUUGCUUUGGUCCGCGCGGGCGAGCCGGAGCGGGCCUUCGAGAUAGUGGAGCGGGUAUUGCUACCUUAUCAGCGCCAGAGCGAGGCUGUACUCCGUAACAGAGACAAGUCUCCUGAUUCGCCUCUCACUUUCGAUAACAAUCCCGCAGACGUUAGCAAACCAGCUUCUCAGUCGCCGAUGCACCGGAGCGAGCGCCGCGCUUAUCAGUCGAAAGUAGCUACCAGGAGAUCCGGCGACGAGCUAGAAAUGGACCCAGCCUCGGAUGAUUUUGCUCAUCCAUUACACAUACUACACCAGAUAUCCCCUUCCUGGAAUGUUUGGCGCCCUCAUCGUGCUGUACUUGACCUGUUGUCAGGAGUACUGCGCCAUCUGGGAUCUGGGACGCCUGUCCAACCGGUGGGAGACCGCAGCUCAGCGCCACAGGCACUAGACCCUGACUCUGACGACGUUUUCACCCGUGGAAAACUCGCGCGAGAAAUGCUUGACCGCAUUUAUCUCAAUUAUCCUGACACAGCCGAAUGUAUUCGCAUUCACGAGCGUUGGACCGCACGAAAAUCUUCGUUGGGGAGACUGGACGAUGGGUGGUAG
Messenger RNA from Suillus clintonianus, 3453 nucleotides. RefSeq lists its product as uncharacterized. NCBI's taxonomy places the organism in Eukaryota, Fungi, Basidiomycota, Agaricomycetes, Boletales, Suillaceae. The transcript is spliced from 2 exons. Gene Ontology annotation, molecular function: protein binding. The coding region runs from base 1 to 3453 and encodes 1150 amino acids. The record is from RefSeq and is a predicted model, not a curated record.